Triticum aestivum (bread wheat) is the source of this 981-nucleotide messenger RNA. RefSeq names its product probable 3-hydroxyisobutyrate dehydrogenase-like 3, mitochondrial. The transcript has a single exon. NCBI's taxonomy places the organism in Eukaryota, Viridiplantae, Streptophyta, Magnoliopsida, Poales, Poaceae. Bases 1 to 963 code for a protein of 320 amino acids. Gene Ontology annotation, molecular function: NADP binding; NAD binding; oxidoreductase activity. The record is from RefSeq and is a predicted model, not a curated record.
AUGGAGGAGGGGAAGAAGGUAGAACCGUUGGGGUUUGGUUACCCGGCGCUGGUGCGGCCCGGGAGAACGCGGGUGGGAUGGGUCGGCAUUGGCGUCAUGGGCGGCGCCAUGGCCACGCGCCUCCUCGCUGCUGGGUUCACGGUGACUGCGUACGCUCGCACGUCGGUCAAGGCGGAUGCCCUGGUCGCCGCAGGCGCGAGUGUCGCUGACUCGCCCGCUUCCGUGGCUGCGGCCUCCGACGUGGUGUUCACCAUGGUGAGCGACCCCGGAGACGUCCGCGCGGUGGUGCUGGACCGCGCGUCCGGCGCCCUGGCGGGUCUCCGCCCCGGCGGCGUCCUCGUGGACUGCACGAGCUCCUCCCCUUCCCUCGCGCGGGAGAUCGCCGCGGCCGCGCGCUCCACCGGCUGUCACGCUGUCGAUGCCCCCGUCUCCGGUGGCGACGCCGGUGCCCGCGACGGCACGCUGGCCAUCCUCGCCGGGGGCGACGAGGCCGUGGUGGCCUGGCUCGCCCCGCUCUUCGCGCACCUCGGCACGCCGACCCACAUGGGCCCGCCAGGCAGCGGGCAGAGCAGCAAGAUCGCCAACCAGAUGGCGGUGGCCGGGGCGGUGGUGGGCCUCAGCGAGUCCCUGGCCUUCGCGGACGCCGCCGGGCUCGACGCGCGGCUGUUCCUCGACGCGGUGUCCAAGGGCGCGGCGGGGUCGCGCGUCAUGGACAUCUUCGGCACGCGCGCGGUGAACCGCGACUUCGCGUCGGGCCCCGGCUCCGCGCGCUACAUCAUCAAGGACCUUGGCAUGGCACUGGAGAUCGGGGAUGGCCAGGAGGAGGAGGAUGAGGCCACCGCGCUGCCCGGGGCGGCGCUGUUCCGGCAGAUGUUCUCGGCGAUGGUGGCGAACGGCGACGGUGACUUGUGCGUGCGGGGAUUGAUCACCGUCAUCGAGUGCCUCAGCGGCAUUCACAAGUAAUGCAAGACAUGUGUUCGU